Molecule: messenger RNA, 990 nt
Organism: Musa acuminata AAA Group (dessert banana)
Lineage: Eukaryota; Viridiplantae; Streptophyta; Magnoliopsida; Zingiberales; Musaceae
Product: photosystem I reaction center subunit XI, chloroplastic-like
Exons: 2
Coding region: 189-854 (221 amino acids)
Biological process (GO): photosynthesis
Cellular component (GO): chloroplast thylakoid membrane; photosystem I; photosystem I reaction center
Source: RefSeq, a predicted model, not a curated record
AUAAGGAUAGGGUUGGGGAUCUCACCCAUCCAAUGAGAGACCAGUGUUCCGACACCUCACUUCAAACUAGAUUCUACUUCUUCCUCACGUUGCAUCCUUUUCCGUUUCCGAUAUAGACUCUCCCGAGUCCUUCGUCUGCUCCAUUCUCCUCCCCGCGUGCUCGAGUGAGAACUGCAGCAGGAACGACAAUGGCACUGGCUUCUGCCCCUCCCAUGGCCAGCCAGUUGAAGAGCAGCCUUCUCUUUUCCUGCAGGAGCAGUAGGCGUCUUGUCAUCCCCAGAGGCCUGUCGGCCACACCACUCAGAGACCUGCACUCCAGGAAGAAGCUUUGUCUCACGGUUAGAGCCAUCCAAGCAGAGAAGCCAACUUACCAAGUGAUCCAGCCGAUCAACGGCGACCCCUUCAUCGGAAGCCUGGAGACGCCGGUGACAUCCAGUCCGCUGAUCGCCUGGUACUUGUCCAACCUCCCUGCCUACCGGACCGCCGUGAGCCCGCUCCUUCGCGGCGUCGAGGUGGGCCUCGCCCACGGCUACCUCCUCGUGGGGCCCUUCGUUAAGGCCGGGCCCCUCCGCAACACCGAGAUCGCCGGAGCUGCGGGAUCGCUGGCCGCCGCCGGCCUCGUCGUGAUCCUCAGCAUCUGCCUGACCAUGUACGGGGUUGCGUCGUUCAAGGAAGGCGAGCCGUCGACGGCGCCGACGCUGACGCUGACCGGCAGGAAGAAGGAGGCGGACAAGCUACAGACGGCCGAGGGGUGGGCACAAUUCACGGGCGGGUUCUUCUUCGGAGGGAUCUCCGGCGUCGUCUGGGCUUACUUUCUUCUUUAUGUACUCGACCUCCCCUACUACAUCAAGUAGAUUAGCCGCUGCGUGUGUCUCAAGCCUGUGCUUUAAAGUGUUCGCUCGGAGAACUCCUUCCAGGAAUUGUAUAUUUGAAGAAGAUUGAAUUAUGAAGAGACACAUGACCUGCUUUUCUUUGCCCUCUAAGGGCGUA